Columba livia (rock pigeon) is the source of this 2369-nucleotide messenger RNA. Its product is annotated as signaling lymphocytic activation molecule. The record is from RefSeq and is a predicted model, not a curated record. Gene Ontology annotation, cellular component: external side of plasma membrane. Lineage: Eukaryota; Metazoa; Chordata; Aves; Columbiformes; Columbidae. Bases 121 to 1353 code for a protein of 410 amino acids. Gene Ontology annotation, molecular function: signaling receptor activity. Gene Ontology annotation, biological process: positive regulation of type II interferon production. The transcript has 8 exons.
CAACCAAAAACAGGAAACACACGGCCCAGGACAGCGUCUCUGAUUUGAGCACACCUGUUCCUGUAAUGAUCCCGGCAGCAGAUAUUAACUCUACUGCAGCAGAAGCUCUGUGAUAGAGGCAUGGGCUGCAGUGUGGGGCUCUGGCUGUUGAUCUCUCUCAGCUGUCUUUGGGACAUGGGCCAUGGAGUGAGAGAGACAGUGCUGGGCACUUUGGGGAAGGCGUCAAUCUUGCGGAUACCCCCUGAACUCCAGAACCUCACCUUGCACUUUGGGACAGCUGUGUGGAAGCGGGACACAGAGGACCCACAGAGGAAGCUUGUUCUCCUCAAGUACUUGGGCGGCAACUACACCAACUACAUGAAGGGACGGACUCGCUUCCACGAGUUGGAUUUCUCCCUGGAGAUCCUGAACACCAGUCGGCAGGACAGGCAGCUCUACGAGUACAUUGUCAGCAAGGAGUCGGAGGAGAAAGUCUGGCAGAUACAGCUGGAGGUGUACGAGCCGGUGUCUGAUCCCAGCAUCCAGAUCCUCAGCUGGGAGCUGGCCAAUGGCAGCUGCACGAUCACCGUCAACUGCACAGCAGAGCGAGGGGACAGUGUCUCCUACAGCUGGGAAGGCUGGGAUGCUGGCACCUCGGGGCUCUGCACCCACAAUGGAAGCCUCCUGCACCUCUCCUACCCCCUACAGAACUCCAGCAUUGCCUGUGCCUGCACAGCCAGCAACCCUAUCAGCAGGGGUGUUGUUCCCUUCAAGUCCUUUGAAUGUAGCUACGAGCAAGGGGGCAGCACUGGGCUGAGGAUGGAGCACCUCGUGCUGAUGGUGGUGGCGCCCAUUGCCUUAGUGGUGCUGACCAUGGCCUUCGUCAUUGCUCAUUUGGCCACACCUGUUGCUGGCCAGGAGCAGGAGCAAUUGUCACCUGCUGAGGACAGCACAGUGCACACCAUCUACUCCCAAGUGCAGCGGGUGGAGGUCUGCAGCACCCUCCAUUGUGGGUUUUGGCCUCUGAGUGUCAACACAGCCCCAUGGCUGGUGAGGCAACAGUCCUGCUCAGUGCAAACCAGGGACGACGUGGGGGUAGAAGGAGAAAAGAGCACCUGUGGCAAGCCAGCUGCUGCUGCUGAUCCUUCACUCUCCACAUGGAAGCAGAAAGAAGUCCCCGCUGCUGAGCAUGCCUCCUGCACCACCAUCUACGCUGCAGCCACCGGUCUGCCCCCAGACACAGCCCUGGCUCCCAGCAGAGCCCUGCGCCCUGUGUGCACCCUCCCAGCAAAGCCACCUUCCCUCUCGCAGACACCAAGCCCUGAUGUGGAGCCCAAGACAGUAUACGCCAGUGUGAUGAGGCCCAUGGUCUGAUGCCCAGCCCAGUCUCCAGCUCUGCUCACUGCACACUGACAUCCCCAUUCCCGGCUGGAGGAAACCCCUCUUGUCCCUGGGGAAUUGGGGCAAAACCCUCUGGUACACGCCAACACCCACCACAGCUGAGCUGGGGCGAUGCCAAUGCGGAGGUGAGGGACAGCGGAGCAAAGAACAGGGCUGAAGCAAAGCAAGAAAUCUCACCAGGUUGUGACUAAGGGCAGCCAGUGAGAUGCUGAAGCACCAGGAAAGGGUAGAGGGGCUCUGGAUAUGACCCUGCAGCUCCGCAUGAGCAAGGGAGAGAGAAACAGCACCUUGGAGAGGAUGUCUCAACCCAUCAGCACUGUGGUGCAGCACUGGGAAGCAUAGCCAGAGCAGAUUUACAUUCCAACUUCAUUGCUGCCCUGUGGGUUUUCACCUUACAGUCUUAUCCUGUGGCCCCAGGUUCACUAGAGGGAGCUCAUUGCAAUGAGUGGCACUUGUGACUCUCAGGGAUAUGGGUUAAAUGACAAUGUAGAAAAAUCAGAAGUGAAUUUUUUUUUUGACAUCUGCUCCACAGUUGGUUAUGAAACUCCUGGGUUUUGGCCAAAGUGGUGAAGAAAGUUUUGCAAUCCCCUCAGGGCUGAGCCCUGCACCGGGGGCACCCGCAGCCCCUCACCCAUGCCCGGGGCAGCAGCCACGUCCCACUGCACUUUUCCAUCUCCAUCACACGAAGAGACAAGGAUCUUCCAGGCGGACCAUUUAAAGCUGAAUUUCUGACUGAGAAGGGGCAUGCAGCCCCUGCCUGGCCACCAUCCUCCUCAUAGCAUCUCCCAUCUUCCCUUUGGAAAUAUCCAGUGUGGGGAUGCUGGAGGAACCUGGAUGUGAGGGAUUUGGGCUGUCAACUCUUUCCAGCCUGCCCUCAGUCUGAGCUGUUUCAUAAUCCCAACAUAACUUGGCUCAUACAGCAGAUCUGAUUUUGUGUGCUGCUACUAAGGGAAAGGUAAAUAAAUUUAUAGUAAAGUCUUUUGGAAAGG